Messenger RNA from Punica granatum (pomegranate), 1456 nucleotides. The record is from RefSeq and is a predicted model, not a curated record. Lineage: Eukaryota; Viridiplantae; Streptophyta; Magnoliopsida; Myrtales; Lythraceae.
CAGAGACAAAUGAGAGCGGCCCUUUAUCAGCAACCUUCCCUUUCCUUCAUUUCCUCCCGUUGCCCCUCUCUGUUCGUCACUUCCUUUGAUGGUCUCUGCCUCUCACUCAUGGCUGUGGAGCUCAUGCUGGGCUGCUACCGACCCGAGUCCUUCACGGCCAAGAUCGAAGAGACCGCCGUCAAGGAGGCCGCUUCCGGCCUCGAGAGCGUAGGCGAGCUGAUCACGCUCCUCUCCUCCCAGUCCCAGCAGCAGACCCACGCCGUCCUCGACUCCUCCGCUCCCGCCUCCAAGUCCCCCACCGACAUCGAGACGGACUGCCGGGCCGUGGCCGAUGCUGCUGUCUCCAAGUUCAAGAAGGUCAUUUCCCUUCUCGGCCGCACUCGGACCGGCCACGCCCGCUUCAGGCGGGGCCCCAUCGCCGCCGCGAACAAGGGUUUAAAUUCAAUCACGGAAGCUACUAAUAAGGUAAUUUACUACGCGACUCCGAUCCAGCAGUUUCCCCCGGCAGCCCCACCGCCGCAGCCACCGAGAAACGCCAUGGCUUCCGAGCGAAGGGACCCGUCAUGCACCACCACAACUAUAAACUUCUCCUCAUAUGGGUCGGGUCCUGCGGGAUCGUUCCUGACCGGCGGGGAGCCCGACCGCAAGGGGGUCUCACUCUCCACCAGUUCAGGCUUCCAGAUAACGGACCUGUCGAGGAGCCAGGUCUCGUCGUCAGUGGGAAGGCCGCUGCUGUCGUCGUCCGCAUCGCUGAAGAGGAAGUGCAGCUCUGAGACACUGGGCUCCGGCAGCAGGUGCGGUGGCUCGGCCUCCGGCCGGUGCCAUUGCUCCAAGAAGAGAAAGAUGAGGCUGAAGCGGAUCGUAAGGGUACCGGCGAUUAGCUUAAAGAUGGCCGAUAUUCCACCGGACGAGUACUCGUGGCGAAAGUAUGGACAGAAACCUAUCAAGGGGUCUCCUCACCCAAGGGGCUAUUACAAAUGCAGUAGCGUGAGAGGAUGCCCGGCGAGGAAACAUGUGGAGCGAGCGCUGGAUGACCCAUCAAUGCUCGUCGUGACCUAUGAGGGAGAGCACAACCACUCUCUCGCCGUGGCUGAUUCGGCCAACCUCAUACUCGAGUCCUCUUGAUCAAACGCAAUGACUUGUUCGAGACCAGUGGGCGGUUUGGAUUGGCUGCAGAUCUGAGGGUGGAACCGGUUGAUCGCAGUUUCGUGAUUUCAAUGAACCCCGAAGACGAACAAAUGGACCUGACCAGGUUCAUCUCGAAGGAGAUUCUGGGUGGGUUGGUUUUGUUUCUUGUACAAAUGUUAACGCAUGGACUGAAGCAAGAAAGAGUUGCAAUUGAUUUUCUUGAACCCAAUUAUAUGUUACGAUCAGAAGACAAGCUAGCUGGAAGAGUUGCAAUUGAUUUCUUGAACCUAAUUAUAUGUUAUGAUCAGAAGACAAGCUAGCUAGAUUA